This is a messenger RNA of Podarcis muralis (Common wall lizard), 2457 nucleotides long. The record is from RefSeq and is a predicted model, not a curated record. Lineage: Eukaryota; Metazoa; Chordata; Lepidosauria; Squamata; Lacertidae.
AUAUAAAAUAUUUUUUGUAAUGUAGGGUUUCCCCCCAUGAAUGCAUUCAUUGAGAGGCUGAUAACAGGAACUGGCUCUUCAGUGUGCACUGGGCCAACCAGCAGUUUCCGCAUUACAAAACACAUGCUUUCAUACAAGUAUGGACCAGAGAAUACCGACAUACAAUGUGAGGAUUGGUGCCAAGUUCCCUAAGCUCAGCUUUACACUUGCAUGAAAAAGGUCCCAAUUACCGUUAGUAUAUGACGCUCUUGAGCACAAAGGAGAUGGGUCAGGACCAGACAAAGCAGCAGAUAGAAAAAGGACUCCAACUUUACCAGUCCAACCAGACAGAAAAGGCCCUGCACGUUUGGUUGAAGGUUUUGGAAAAGAGCACGGAUGCUGCUGGCAGGUUUCGAGUCCUGGGUUGCCUCAUCACCGCUCACUCAGAGAUGGGCAGGUACAAAGACAUGCUAAAGUUUGCAGUUGUGCAGAUUGACACAGCCCGGGAGCUGGAGGAUCCGGACUACCUUACAGAGAGCUACCUGAAUCUGGCUCGGAGCAAUGAGAAGCUCUGUGAAUUCCAAAAAACCAUCUCCUACUGCAAGACCUGCCUGAACAUGCAAGGCACCACAGUGAGCCUGCAGCUCAAUGGCCAGGUCAGCCUCAGCAUGGGCAAUGCCUACCUCGGCCUCAGCAUCUUCCAGAAGGCUCUGGAGUGUUUUGAGAAAGCCCUGCGCUACGCCCACAACAAUGACGACAAGAUGCUGGAGUGCCGGGUCUGCUGCAGCUUAGGGAAUUUCUACACACACCUCAAGGACUAUGAGAAAGCCCUGUUCUUUCCAUGCAAGGCUGCGGAGCUGGUGAAUGAUUAUGGAAAGGGCUGGAGUCUAAAGUACCGCGCGAUGAGUCAGUACCACAUGGCUGUGGCCUAUCGGAAGUUGGGGCGCUUGGCCGACGCAAUGGAAUGCUGUGAGGAGUCAAUGAAGAUUGCCCUUCAGCAUGGAGAUCGUCCUUUGCAGGCACAAUGCCUGCUUUGCUUUGCUGAUAUCCACCGCAGCCGUGCAGAUAUACAGAUAGCAUUCCCCCGUUACGAUUCCUCAAUGAGCAUCAUGACCGAGAUUGGGAACCGUCUGGGACAGAUCCAGGUGCUGCUGGGCGUGGCCAAGUGCUGGGUGAUUCAGAAGGAACUGGACAAGGCACUAGAAAGUAUUGAGAAGGCUUAUGAGCUGGCAGAGGGACUAGGAAACAAGCUUGGCCUGCUGAAGGUUCACUGCCUGUGUGAAGGCAUCUACCGCACAAAGGGGCAGCAGCGGGAGCUUCGCAACCAUGUGGUGAAGUUUCACGAAUGUGUGGAAGAAAUGGAGCUUUACUGUGGCAUGUGUGGUGAAUCCAUUGGAGACAAGAACCACCAGCUCCAAGCUUUGCCCUGCUCCCAUGUCUUCCAUAUAAAGUGCCUUCAGACCAAUGGGACACGUGGUUGCCCCAAUUGCCGGCGCUCAUCUGUUAAACCAGGAUUUGUGUGAUCCACUGAAUCCAUGAUUUAAGAGAGCUCAUUCGAUAAGUGUCAAAUAGCUGGAACAUUUUAGGCUCAUGGUAUGGAGAUGGGGAACCAAUGGGUCGGAAGAGGGUCUCCUGCAGACUGGAUGCAACAUGUGGACCUAGUUCUCUGCUCCCUGAUGUUCCCCACAUCUGAGUUGUGGAUGUCUACCUGGAGUUCUCUGACAUCUCUUUCCUCAAAACCAGUUAUCACAACCAAUAUGUCACCUCUGUUCUUUGAAGGGAGUUGGUUAGCAUGUCUUCCUACGAUCCCAGUCCUCUCAUUCUCAUGUUCUGCUGCUUCUGGUAGUUUCUACCAGGUCCAGUUCUGACACUCAUACCACACACCUUGUUUUUAUUCAUUCCUUGUGGGAAACAAAAUUAUCAUGACAACACACUACUUGGAUGAUGUAGCUAUGGAGAGGUACCAGCCAUUUCCCAAGUACCGCUAUAAGUUACUUCCUCAUGGAUGCCUAGCAGCAGUUCCCUGUAUAUACUUUGGGAAAUUAAUAUGAUAUCCGUAAUAUAAAAUAGGAUCCUUUGAUGAGCUCACCUGACUUAUCAAAUUCAAGCUUCUUUUGCCUUAGAAUGUUCCGCUCUGUGAUGUCUCCACCUGUCCUUCAGCAAUGUGUUUGUGUCUGCCACAGUGUGCUUGGGAUUCUGCCCAGAGUAUUGGAUUUAUUUGGCUUGAGAGCCACUCUGUUCUGCUCCUGCAGAAAAUCCAAUUGCUGCAUGGGACUACAAAGGGAAAGCCUCUUGGGCCAGGGUGGGGGAAGGUGUUUGUUGCGGGGAAUGUUUCUUUUGUUUUAUUCGUUUGCCAUAGUAUUGUGAUGUUACACAAGCAGAAGCAGUUAUCUGUCUGCAAUUAUGUUGUCUUCAGUAUAUUUAUACAUUCGGUAAAACUAUUUAUACUGGAAUCAAUAAAGUUGUAUCAGCCAACGA